Diospyros lotus (date-plum) is the source of this 1817-nucleotide messenger RNA. RefSeq names its product vegetative cell wall protein gp1-like. The coding region runs from base 47 to 1567 and encodes 506 amino acids. The transcript has a single exon. The record is from RefSeq and is a predicted model, not a curated record. Lineage: Eukaryota; Viridiplantae; Streptophyta; Magnoliopsida; Ericales; Ebenaceae.
CUAUUUAGUGCACUAACGUUUUGGAUAUAAUUGGUCACAAAGAAAGAUGCCUUCUUUCAAGGGCAUUCACAUGGCUUAUCUCUAUUAUUCUCCCCCUCCUCCGCCACCACCUCCAUGCAACCAAGCCUCAACACAGCCCCCACCUACUCCGCCGCCGCCUACAUGUAACCAUGCCUUCGCACCACCAUCACCACCUGCACGUAGCCAUGCCAUCAAACCUCCGCUGCCUCCCACUGCACCAAACAUGGGGUGGACUCUACCACCACAGCCUCCUACCCCCCCAAACAUAGGAUGGAAGCCGCCGCCUUCUCCUCCUCCUCCUCCUCCUACUGGGAGGACACCGCCACCGCCACCACAAUUACCACCUUGUCAAUGUGCUCAUCAGCCGUCUCCCAAUAUCAAUCCUCCGCCAAGCCAUAGUACUCCAUAUUCCCCAGCGCCACCACCAAAGCCCCCUUCAAUACCCGUCACUCCCUCCAAAAACCCUAUUCCACCACCAACCAUGCCACCUCAAUCCUCGAGUCCUCCACCACCAUUCACUCCACAGCAAUCCCCCACUCCGCAACCAAUCACGCCACCUCAAUCCUCAACUCCAUCGCCAGUCACUCCACAGUUGCCUACAUCACCACCAGCCACAUCACCACCAGCCACGCCACCGCAACCCUCUUCUACACCGCCUGUUAGCCCUCCUCAAACUCCUAUGCCACCACCAGUCACGCCACCUCAGUCUUCUACUCCACCACCAGUACUCACGCCACAAUCACCUACAUUGUCGCCUGCCAUGCCACCACAUCCCUCUUCUACACCACCUCUUAGCCCUCCUCAAUCUCCAACUCCACCACCAGUCUCUCCAGCGUCGCCUCCAUCACCGCCAACCAUGCCACCGCAACCGUCUUCUACACCACCUAUUAGCUCUCCACAUCAUCCUAUGCCACCUCAGGCCAUGCCACCUCAAUUCUCUAGUACUCCACAGCGAUCUCCUGCACAGCCACCAAUGAUGCCGUCCCAACCCCCUGUUGGAGCACCAAACAACCCACCACAAUCCCCUUCGCCGCCGAUCAUUCCACCAACACCAUUAUCGCCUCCAACCACCAGUUCUCUACCUCCAACGUCACCGGUGAAUAGUCCGCCACCAGUUGAGUGGCCACCUCUAGUGUCGCCGCCGCCAUUUGGUGCACCAGCACCUCUUCAUCCAGCUUUUCCUCCUCCUCUAGUAACCCCACCAAAUUACCCUUCAAUACCACCAUCGUCAACUGCUCAACCACCUCCAUCUGGAGGCAAUAAUAACCACACCGCUGUAAUCGUCGUUUGUGCCUCAUUGGGCGGUGUUUUCUUCCUUGCAUUUCUCGCAGUUGCUCUCUUCUGCUUGGCUAAGAAAAAGAAGAAACCAGUCAUGGUUCCAGCACCUCCUUGUGUGGAGGAACCUUUAGAAGAGGAAGGCCCGCGUCUUGAGGAAACUGUAGUUGUAGCAGUUGCCGUCGAAGAAGAAAUUUGUGAAGCUGGAGAUAUCGAUGGUGGUGGCGGCGGCGGAGGAGAUUCACGUGUCGAAGAACCUCCACCUUCUUAGUUAGAUCAGAACAUGUUCAUAUCUUUGACCGCAAUGAAAUUAUUCUUUUUUUAUUAUUAUUGUUUGCUUUACAUUCAUGAAUGCAGUUGGAGAAUUCUAUCUGGGGUGUAACUAAAUUAUUAGAUUAGCUUUUAUUUAUUUAUUUAUUCGUGAUGUAUAAGCACACACUUUUUAUGUAAAAAAUAAGACAAAUCAAAUUUGUAUAUUAGUACUCUACUUGUGAUUAUUGGCAAUUAACAUAAAUUUUACU